Messenger RNA from Vicia villosa (hairy vetch), 1698 nucleotides. RefSeq names its product metal tolerance protein 1-like. The transcript has 2 exons. Gene Ontology annotation, cellular component: plasma membrane; vacuole. Gene Ontology annotation, biological process: zinc ion transmembrane transport. The record is from RefSeq and is a predicted model, not a curated record. Gene Ontology annotation, molecular function: zinc ion transmembrane transporter activity. NCBI's taxonomy places the organism in Eukaryota, Viridiplantae, Streptophyta, Magnoliopsida, Fabales, Fabaceae. The coding region runs from base 249 to 1520 and encodes 423 amino acids.
UGUUUUUUUUCCAUUAAAUUCUUUUUGUGCUUUUCUGUUUGUCUCUUAGGUGUAGUUUUGUUCUUGUGCUGUUGCAAUUUUUUGGGCUAUUAUUUGUCAAGACCCUAGAAUUCUAGAAGCUUCUGUUAUAUUGUUUGGAGAAUUUAAGUUAAUUGAAUAAUUCAGAUAUUUGCAUUAAUUUUUAUAUAUUUAUAUGGUCAAUUGAGGGUUUUUGAUUCUAUGUGAUUUUAGGGCAUUUUGUUGUGAAGAUGGCAGCACCAAGCACUCAGCAUACACAGAUUAUUGAAGUCAGUGGAGAUCUUCCUGAUGUAGUAAGGAAAGUUUGUGGGGAAGCAACAUGUGAGUUCUCAGGUGCUGGUGCCAUCUCAAAGGAUGCUGAAGAACGAUCAACAUCGAUGCGGAAGCUUCUGAUAGCAGUGAUUCUUUGCGUUAUUUUCAUGGUUGUUGAGGUUGUUGGUGGUAUUAAGGCAAACAGUCUUGCAAUAUUGACUGAUGCUGCGCAUUUGCUUUCCGAUGUUGCAGCAUUUGCCAUCUCCUUAUUUUCUAUAUGGGCCGGGGGAUGGGAACCAAAUCCUCGUCAGUCGUUUGGAUUUUUUAGAAUAGAGAUUCUUGGCGCUUUGGUUUCUAUGCAAAUGAUAUGGCUGCUUGCUGGGAUUCUUGUGUAUGAAGCCAUUGCUAGACUCAUUGCAGGUCCUCAAAAUGUGGAUGGGUUUUUAAUGUUUGUAGUUGCUGCAUUUGGUCUUGUGGUUAACAUCAUUAUGGCUUUGGUAUUGGGUCAUGAUCACGGACACGGCCAUGGCCACGGACAUGGACAUGAUCACGGUCACGGACAUGAUCACGGACAUGGACAUGAUCAUCACGGCCAUAUCCAUGGUGUUUCAGUUUCUACUAAUCAUGAUAUAAAGCAAACACAAGAUGAGCAUCAUCACGCACACAGUGAUCACACUCACCCUCAUGAUGUUGAAAAGCAUUCGAAGGAUGCACACCUCCAUACUCAUGAAAAUCCCACGCAGGAUCUCAAAGAGCACAAAGAGCGUGCUGUCCCACUUCUUGGUGAAUCAAAAGUCAGUGAUGAGAAGAAGAAACGCAACAUAAACGUACACGGGGCUUAUCUCCAUGUACUUGGGGAUUCUAUCCAGAGUGUCGGAGUAAUGAUUGGCGGAGCAAUCAUAUGGUAUAAACCUGAAUGGAAAAUAGUUGAUUUAAUUUGCACUCUAAUCUUUUCUGUGAUUGUUUUGGCCACAACUAUCAACAUGCUGCGAAACAUUUUGGAAGUCCUGAUGGAGAGCACGCCGCGUGAGAUAGAUGCUACUCAACUUCAAAAGGGCCUAUUGGAGAUGGAAGAAGUGGUGGCUAUUCAUGAGCUUCACAUAUGGGCUAUUACAGUUGGGAAGGUAUUGCUAGCCUGCCAUGUUAAAAUUAAUCCUGAAGCUGAUGCUGACGCGAUGUUGGACAAAGUUAUAGACUACAUCAAGAGGGUGCAUAACAUUAGUCAUGUAACUAUCCAGAUAGAACGCUAGUUUUUCUUUUUGAAUCUUUUUAUGUGUAGUGAUGCUUUGCUGGGAGGGAUUUAGUUAGACUAGAUGCAAUUAUGUUUCUGGAACUCAACUUUAUCUUAAGACAAUAAAACUUGUGUCCACUCCUUGUUUUUGGCCGUUUAAGAGUGUGAAUAUGAAUGUUGUACAUUUCCAUGCUAAA